Messenger RNA from Pelmatolapia mariae (spotted tilapia), 3476 nucleotides. It is a transcript of the gene clpb, whose product is annotated as ClpB family mitochondrial disaggregase. Lineage: Eukaryota; Metazoa; Chordata; Actinopteri; Cichliformes; Cichlidae. Gene Ontology annotation, biological process: cellular response to heat. Gene Ontology annotation, cellular component: cytoplasm; mitochondrion. The coding region runs from base 198 to 2219 and encodes 673 amino acids. The record is from RefSeq and is a predicted model, not a curated record. Gene Ontology annotation, molecular function: protein binding; ATP binding; ATP hydrolysis activity. The transcript is spliced from 16 exons.
CGGCUUCUAGUGACAUCCACGCUACGACGAGCUGAAGCGGUUAUUUACGUUCCGAUGUUACGAACGGUCCCCUGACCUGAGCUCUAACCACUGUUACACCUGAGUGAAGGCGCUGCCCCUAGUUUGUUGUUCUCCGGAGUCACUCCCAGACUGACGCCAUAAGCCAGACCAGCUUGGUUUUCGGUGAGUCUAUUGCUAUGCUAUCAUCGGUUCCCACCAGGCUAUUUGCGCGAAGGUCGCGCAGCCUGUCACCGUGCAGUCGUGUGCUUCAGACCAGCGCCAGCGGUGGCGCGUGCCAGGGCAUCCGCGAGACUCCGGCGGAGGCCAAGCGCAACCCCAUCGUGUCCACUUCCAGGGUCUCCAGGAGGGGGAUUUUGGCUGAGGAGACUGCUGGAAACAGCUUGAAACCAUCGAUGCAGUACCACCACCUCGCCCCUAGAUGGCUGUCCAACCUGGAGAAUCGCCGCAGUUCCUGGGCGGCUCUGGCCAGCAGAGGUCGUAACAACAACCAGUACUGGGAGGAAAGCGGCGGGGACAGGGGAACAGGUGGAGGACCCAUGCGGGCAGGAGUAGCCUCAGCCGGUGUCCUCUCUGCUGCGGCUGUGGCCUUCUGUCUGAAGAAAGACCCCGAUAACAAAGAUGAUGCUCUUUUGGAAGCAGCAAGGACCAAUAAUGCUCAGGAUGUAGCCAGGCUGUUAAAAGAGGGGGUGGAUCCGAAUCAUCGCCACCGUCUCGGCUGGACCGCUCUCAUGGUGGCCGCUAUGAAUCGACAGUACAGCGUGGUGAAAGUCUUACUUGAAGCUGGUGCCGACCCAAAUGCCGGUGAUCACUUCAACAAUGUUUACGACACAUCACGGGAGAAAGGGAUCCACUCACUGGAAGUCUUGGUGUCCAGAGAGGACGAGUUCAGCAGCAGGCUGAGCAGCAGGGCUGGUUUCCGUGGCUGCACAGCGCUUCACUAUGCUACGCUGGCAGAUGACCCACGCGCUGUACGCAUGCUGCUUGAGGCUGGUGCCAACCCCCUGCAGACCAAUGGUGUGGGACACACAGCACGGGCCUAUGCUAAGGAGGGAGAAGUGAGCACUUUGCUGCAGGAGUGGGAGGGCAAGUUUCUGGAGUUACAGGCUCGGCGAGAGGCAGAGGAAAGGAGGAGGUUCCCCCUGGAGAGGAGGCUGAAGGAGCACAUCAUUGGACAGGAGGGGGCCAUCAAUACGGUGGCUUCAGCCAUCAGGAGAAAGGAGAACGGCUGGUACGAUGAAGAACAUCCCCUCGUAUUCCUCUUCCUGGGCUCAUCGGGAAUCGGAAAGACGGAGUUGGCUAAACAGGUGGCUCGUUACAUGCACAAGGACAUUAAAAAGGGUUUCAUCCGCAUGGACAUGUCGGAGUUUCAGGAAAAGCACGAGGUGGCAAAGUUCAUUGGCUCUCCACCGGGAUAUGUGGGACAUGAAGAAGGCGGUCAGCUGACCAAGCUGUUGAGGGCGUGUCCUAACGCUGUUGUCUUGUUUGAUGAAGUGGAUAAGGCCCACCCCGAUGUCCUCACCAUCAUGCUGCAGCUCUUUGAUGAGGGUCGUCUUACAGACGGUAAAGGAAAGACAAUCGAAUGCAAAGACGCCAUCUUCAUCAUGACGUCGAACGUCGCAAGUGACGAGAUAGCCCAGCAUGCAUUGCAGCUCCGCCAGGAAGCCGAGCAGGUCAGCCGCAGGAAGCUGGCCGAUAACCUCGAGGACGUACAGAAAAGUGAUGACAUUAAAAUCUCCAGACAGUUUAAAGAAUCUGUGAUUCGGCCAAUCCUGAAGGCUCAUUUCCGGAGGGACGAGUUCCUGGGCCGUAUCAAUGAAAUCGUCUACUUCCUGCCAUUCUGUCACUCAGAGCUGCUACAGCUGGUCAGCAAAGAGCUCAACUUCUGGGCCAAAAAGGCUAAACAGCGGCAUGAUAUCACUCUUCAGUGGGAUCGUCCAGUACUGGACCUGUUAGCAGGCGGCUACAACAUGCAUUAUGGAGCUCGUUCCAUCAAGCAUGAGGUUGAGAGGAGAGUCGUCAACCAGUUAGCCGCAGCGUACGAGCAGGAGCUGCUGCCCAAAGGCUGCACGCUGCGUCUGUCUGUCCAAUCAGAAGGCCAGAAAGAGUACGGCACGCCCAGCCUGCGCCUCGAAGUGGUUGGAGAGGACAGCUCAUCGAGAACGCUGGACAUCCGUCCACCACUCAGCCCUGAACACUAACAACAAAGGAUUAAAAAUGCGAGCAUACACUGAACAAAAGAACAUGUUGGAUUUACUUCAUUCAGUAGUGGACAUUAGAUGCACACAGAUGUUUUGCUAUGGCAGCAACUUAAACAGAGUUAAAUUAACACUAGUUAUUCGUAUUCAAUAAACCUGUGCAAUGUGUGUUGAUCAAAUGUGAUUGAAACGUUGAAAUGUUUUGAUGAAGUAAUUUGAGCUCUUGGAAUACUUUAAUCCUUCACAAUUUUCUCACUUUAUUCAAACACUAUUCAAUAACUUUAACCAAAUACUACAUGUUAGUAUUAUAUUCUAGUAUGAAAUACACAAUUUUCCAAUGGAGGCCUUAUAACAGAUUGUAUUGUUCUCUUCCAAGUUGCCAGUAUCCACUAGUAACCUUUCAAAACAAAAUGUCUAAUAUCACUGCAGGUAAAGCAGGGGUCUCAAACUCGUGGCCCGGGGACCACUUGCGGCCCACAUCACCCUUACUUGCAGCCCGUAUAUUGACAUGAAGAAAUAUAAUGCAAUUUGGUCCUUGAAGUUACUUUUGUUAGGGAGGAUUUGUUUGUUGUUGAGUGCAAUGUUAAAAUAAGUUCUUUAAAAGCAAAAACGUACUUAAUAUGAAGGCAAUAUGAGCAGAGAGCACAAACAUGUUUACCGAUUGACUGUUAGUUCAGUGAGAGAGUUAUUUGCAAAGAAAACAAUUUUCACUGGCAGUCAAAAACUAAUGUGUACACUUAUGUCUGCAUUUUUAUUUUGUUUGUAUUUAACAAAAUAAUAGCAGAAGUGCUGCCACGGGUCUGGCCAGAAAGAGAGUACCAAUUUGUUUAUUUGGUAGUUCAAUGAAAGGCUUCAGUUAAGAGUGAGAAGGAAAAAAAAAAUUGCGUUCACAUUUGCACUUUUGUUUAUACAAUAUUUGAAAUUUAAAAACACAAAACAAAACACUGCAUUUUCAGAAUUAUUUGUGGGGGGUUUUAUACUACUUGAACACUAAUGUGGCCCUCCAAUGAGAUGACAGUGCCCACAGCUCAUUUAAGUUUGAGACCCCUGAGGUAAAGAAUUGAACUGACAUUACUCCUCUACUGAAAUACGUCAGCUUUUCAGUGUUUUGUUGAAUCAGUCAUGGCAUAGGAAUUAGGCCUUUUCAUUUGAAAAAUGUUACAAGUAACCAUCUUGGAAGAGAACAAUACAAAAAAUUCUGCUUAAGGCCUCUGAUGUCAAGAUUCAGUUUGACAACAAUUAUAACUAAACAAUUUGACG